This is a messenger RNA of Trichobilharzia regenti, 2583 nucleotides long. Lineage: Eukaryota; Metazoa; Platyhelminthes; Trematoda; Strigeidida; Schistosomatidae. The record is from the annotation of a GenBank genome assembly.
AUGAAUAAUGUACCUGACUCACUCUGGGUUGUCUUACAUGGAGAUAAGUACAAACUUCUCAUAGGCUGUGUUUAUCGAGCACCAAGCUCAACAAAAGAAACUGAUGCGUUAUUAGCUAAAUCGUUUGCACACGCAUCCUCGUUUAGUGCUAAUUACAAAAUAAUUGCAGGGGACUUCAAUCUUCCAGAAGUCAAUUGGCUAACUAGUUCCGGCCCCCAACGCUUCGACGAAUUACUUGCCACUAUAGACUGUUAUGGAUGGCAACAACACGUCCAGACACCUACUCGUGGUGACAACAUGUUGGACCUUGUUUUUUGUCAUGACACAAUCCCAGUAUCCACUUUUGUUGGUAAUAGAUUUUCCAGUAGUGACCAUAGAAUGGUACUCUGCUCUCUGCCUUUCUCACCACUAAAUACAGGAAACAAACAAGACUCAGGAAGCACAAUAUGUCGUAGUUACAAAUAUACAGACUGGGGAUUAGUCCAAGAACUUAUUCGACUCUGUCAAUGGGAUGACUAUUUUACCACUGACUCCCUGGAGGCCUUAGUAACCCUGUUUUACAGGAAUGUUACCCUUUGUCUAGAUACAGUUGCUCCAAAGAAAAUAGUGAAAUUAAGUAGACACCGAACUGAAUAUAUUCCAAGGGCACACCGUAAUAAGUUAAGGAAACUGAAGAAACAGUACUAUUCCACUAAGGACAUAUCACUAUUGCUCUCAAUCCACGAGUCUCUUGAAUCUCUCAAGCGCCUACGCUCUCAAAAGGACCUCGACGAAGAGUUAACGGCACUUGAAAGUACCUCCAAAGUUUAUAACUUAACGGCACUUCUUAAAAAACGAAUGCAGUCGGCGAGGGAAAUCCCAUACUUACUUCACGACAAAGUAAUCUACAAUGAACCUGCCACUAUCUGUGAACUCUUCAGUGAUUGGUUUGCAAACUUUAGUUUAGAAACACAUAUGCCUGGUGAAACCGCUCCCCUUACUAUCUCUUCCCUUGAAAGCAUUGUGUUCACUAAUCAGUUAAUAGUACAAGCAAUUAAAAGCCUUAAACCUUCCACUAGUACGGGACCGGAUGGCCUCGCUUCGAUAAUUUUCAAAAACAGUGGGUGUGAUAUACCCUUGUUACUUCUUAAAUUCUUCUCAAUAUCUAUGGACACUGGCACUUACCCUAGUGAGUGGAAAACUAGCUUCAUAAUUCCACAUUACAAAUCUGGUGAUAGGGCAAACGUCCGCAAUUACAGACCCAUAAAUAUAACCCCAGUUAUCUCACGAAUCAUGGAGAAAGUUGUAAAAGAUCAAUUGUCAGACUACCUAAUUAGGGAAGAUCUUGUUACAAGGUCUCAACACGGAUUUCUCAAAAAUAGAUCCUGCGUUACUUGCCACUUCGACUUUUUCAACUGCAUCACUAGUAGUCGCGAAGCACGUAAGCUAGUCGUUGUUCUCUACUUCGAUAUAUCUAGGGCAUUUGACAUGGUAUCUCACAGUAUUCUCUUUGAGAAGCUGUACUCUUGUGGAAUUCGCAACCCAUUACUGAACUGGUUAAAAUCAUUUCUAAGCAACAGGGUACAAAUAACCAAAGUUGGAUCUGUAUUGUCUCAUCCUAGGCAGAUCUCAAGUGGGGUCGUGCAAGGUAGUGUCCUAGGUCCACUUUUAUUCACAGUCUACAUUAACAGCAUUUGCAAGUGCUUCACCUCAGGUAAACCAUUCCUAUAUGCUGACGACCUCAAAGUCGUCUACUCCUGCUACACUCAUGAAUUAAGCGAUAUGGUUACUAAAAUACAUCUUGAACUAAGUAGUCUUGCAACAUGGUGUGCUGAAUCCUGUCUAAAUUUUAACAUUGACAAAUGCGGCUGGAUUUGUAUCGGCAACAGUAACCUUGAUCUAACUCUUGAAAUAAAUGGGCGAAAACUAGCUAAGCUCAACUCAGUCGUAGAUCUCGGUAUUAGAUACUCUAGUAACCUAACGUUCGCUGAACAGACUGAUUAUGCCAGACGUAAAACGCGAAGGCUGAUAGGAUGCAUAACACGCAAUUUCUUUUGUUGUGAAACUAGGGUUUUAUUAUACAAAGUAUGUGUCCGACCUAUCUUAGAAUACUGCCCGUUUAUUCUUAGCGGACUAAGACAAAAUGACAAGCUUAAAUUAGAGGGAGUGCAACGGCAGUUUACCUCAAGAACUCUUGGUUUAGAAAGUGGUCUGGAAUACCAUGAGCGAUGCGAAAGACUAAGAUUAGAACCCCUCUGGAAAAGACGCCUUAAGCUAAACCUUAUCUUUUACUAUAAGCUAACUAAUCUUCUCUUGCAUUCCUCCGAGCCAAUAACUAAACCUACCGCUGUCAUCAGUUACAAUCUUAGAAAUCAUCACAACCUAGCUGCUAUGGAGCACUGUCAGACUUACGUGCGGUACAACUUCUUCUUAAAUAAGUUUUCAGUCAUUUGGAAUAGACUACCAGCUAAUGUGCGCGAUGCAAACACACUUCCAGUGUUCAUCUCCUCAGUCACCAGACUGCUCAAAGAUGACAAUGCACUUUUGCGCCUGACUCUUACACCUUCUUUUUCACCCUACAUAGAUAUUUUAAGUUCUUUAAAC